Fusarium sp. VM40 is the source of this 1245-nucleotide messenger RNA. Lineage: Eukaryota; Fungi; Ascomycota; Sordariomycetes; Hypocreales; Nectriaceae. The record is from the annotation of a GenBank genome assembly.
AUGAGGAAUUCCUCGCAAUGGAUCACCCUCAAUGUCGCCCGUCUUUUUCACACUUCGGUCGCCGGGCCACGGUUGAGGCCCCAUCGAUCAUUCCAUAUCACCUCUUUGGCCAGCUUCCCGCGAAAGCGCAGCUUCUUCACCUCGAAUCCCUACCUCUCCCAAGCCGAUGACGACUCCCGCUCGGCAUCAGAGCUGAACAAGGAAGAUAAAAGCUCUGCCGCGGCAAAGAGAAAGCCCACACGACCGAACACAGCCAAGAAUUCGCUCCGCCGUGUGGCUAUCAUUGCCCAGCAGCCGAAACGAGGUGCAGCAGCGCCAGGAAGCCCCAGCGAUGAACCCUCGAAUGUGGUCAGCGCAACCUGUGUUGCGGAGACUUUCAAGAUGCCCAUAGUUCUGGAGAUCUUGUCAUCGCAUGGCUUUGACAUUGACCCGGAUGGCACUGGAUUCGAUGCAAACGAAGUGGUUCAUGCAAGAGGAGUCAAUGGUGGAGACAUCUUCGUCUUCCCCUCAGGCACAAUUGUGACGUGGUCGUUGCCCUCGGAUGUUGUCACCAGACAGAUCAUGCGCGCUGCUGAAGAAGCGCAUCCCAUCACGCAUCGAGAGUUCGAAGAUCUCGAAUUCACUACCGAUACUAACCGAGAAGCAAGCGUGCUCAAGGGCGAUGUCAUUGUUCUCGGCACCCGCAAGGAGAAUAAGGAAGCCGACAAGCUAGACACCACAUUAGCCAAGGUUGCUUUCUCCUCUGGUCUUGCACGAAGCACAAAACUUGCCGUCCUCGAGACGGCGUUGACAACGUACUUUGAAAGUACACGCAACAUCCCCGCCCUCCUCUCCCGAGGCGCCGGCAUUCCCCUCGGUCGGAAAUUCAUUCUACAAAAGACAGGCGAACUGCUCAGUCUCCGCGCCCGCCUAAACCAUUACUCCGAACUCACAGACUCUCUGCCUGAUAUCUUCUGGGACACCAGCUCCGAGCUGGGUCUCGAGGGGUAUUAUGAGCAAGUUGGUCGUGCGCUUGACGUCAACGUGCGCAUUCGGGCUCUGAACCAGAAGAUGGACUAUGCUGCUGAGAUCGCUAGUGUUCUGCGUGAGAUGUCCAGUGAGCAGCACGGUACACGCCUGGAGUGGAUCAUCAUCCUGCUCAUUGCGGUUGAAGUUAUCUUUGAGCUGCGUCGCAUCGUCCUUGAGAUGAUGCAGGAACGGGAGAUGGCGGCUGAUCUACAGCCACCCGUGACACCAGUGGGGUAG